This is a messenger RNA of Camellia sinensis, 1190 nucleotides long. The record is from RefSeq and is a predicted model, not a curated record. Lineage: Eukaryota; Viridiplantae; Streptophyta; Magnoliopsida; Ericales; Theaceae.
CAGCCACAUCUUCUCCCCAUUUCCUCUUUACCUCUCUCGCCCUCUCUGAUCUUCUUCUUCCCUCUUCAUACUGACGCUGCUCACUCCUCCCCUUACAACCCUCCCUCAUCGCUCGGCUUGCAAGAUUUAUCAGAGAGUGACUCCGAACCACCAGAAAAGAUAGAGAAAUCAAAAGAAUGGUGAUGAUGGCUGCUACCGCCGUGAAGGGUGCGGCCUCGACGGCUCUGCGAGCGGUGCUCCACCGAGUCCGCCAGGCUCCUGAGAGAUCAGGCCGCAUAGCCGAUGAUGUGAGGGUGGUUGCAGUGAGCAAAACCAAGCCCAUCUCUCUCAUCCGCCAAGUCUACGACUCUGGUCAUCGCUGUUUCGGCGAGAACUAUGUCCAAGAGAUCAUCGAAAAAGCACCUCAGCUUCCUGAGGACAUUGAGUGGCAUUUUGUUGGGCAUUUGCAGAGCAAUAAAGUGAAAUCACUUUUGGCCAAAGAUUGCGUCCCACAAUUCACGACAUUAUCACUGGCAAGAUCAAAGGUUAUGCAGAGCACUUUAGUUGCUGAAGGGCUGGCAUUGGUCAGGCCGCAUUAUUUGAAAGGGCAUUUGGAGAGCUACCAGUUGCCAAUUGGCUGGAAUAUCAUUGGAUGCUGGAACGCUAUUGGAGAGCGACAGAAUAUGAGUGUCUCACAGAGCUACUAUUUGGAGAGCGACAGAAUGGAAUAUCAUUGGCUGGAACGCUAUUAGCUGUCAGCCCUGUCUCACCUGUGAUGGCUCCCAUUGGAACAGCACAGGCUGUAGCAAAGGAACUUCUUAAUUCGAUUUUGGAUGCUGUUGUUCGGAUAUUCGGGUAUUCUUUUCCCUUUAGUUUUGGGUAUUCUUUUCCCUUUUGUUGAAUUUAAGUUUGACCAUAUAAAUGUUCAGAGAAACAUGUUAUUGUUGGAGAGCUUCUAGAAUCAAAAUCCUCACAACAAAGUGACAUGAACACACCAAAGUCAAUGGCAGAGAUAAAUUGGAACCCUGAUUCUGAUGCAUCUCAUGAUACUGGAGGCUACAGUAUCGGCUUUUCAUUGACAGUUUUGCAGAGUGAAUGCCAACAGCUUAUAUGUGAGAUUCUGCAGGCAACUCCUGAAGCUGCAUCUGCAGAUGCUGCUGUACAAACAGCUAGACUUGCAAACAAGGCUCCUUCCAAAGAAAAGAGGCAGG